Uranotaenia lowii is the source of this 4570-nucleotide messenger RNA. It is a transcript of the gene Meltrin, whose product is annotated as disintegrin and metalloproteinase domain-containing protein 12. The transcript has 7 exons. NCBI's taxonomy places the organism in Eukaryota, Metazoa, Arthropoda, Insecta, Diptera, Culicidae. Gene Ontology annotation, biological process: membrane protein ectodomain proteolysis. The record is from RefSeq and is a predicted model, not a curated record. The coding region runs from base 1 to 4284 and encodes 1427 amino acids. Gene Ontology annotation, molecular function: metalloendopeptidase activity.
AUGGGCCUGGAACAAUCAUCACGCGAGAAUGGUCUUCACGCAACGCACCUCACGCUAGCCUACCGGUUAGCCCAGCAAGAUGUGAUAUUAGAUUUACAACUGGACGAAAGGCUGCUGCCUCGGGGGCACUUUCUCAGCUAUCAACUAAAAGGUAGUAAUGGAACCAACAAGGUAGUUGAGCGGUACGAUAGUCCGAACCAGGUGGAGUUGUGCCACUAUCGGGGGACUAUUAGAGACAUCGAAGAAUCCAGUGUUGCACUGUCUACUUGUAACGGAAUACGUGGGGUAAUAUUCGAUGGUCGGGAAACAUACUACAUCGAAAACGAUGGAACGAGACAUGGCGUUAAAGAUGUCGAAGCUGUGGAUCACUACAUCUACAGGCAUUCAGAUCUGCUGACAAAACCAAAGUGUGGCUACGAAGGAGGUAUCAAUACAACCCAUGAUCCUCUACUACAUCAAGAAUCGGAAUUCAACCGACUUUCUAGACAUAAACGAGCUACAAAAUCUUCUUCCCCAAUCCGAGGGCCGUAUAAUGCCAACAAACACUCGAGCUACGUUGAGCUGGUGAUCGUUAUCGACAAUAAGAUGUUCAAAAGCAUGAAGGAAAAUUUCAAAGCAGUUCAACAGUACUGUAAAGACAUCACCAACAUCAUAAAUGCACUGUAUGAACCACUGAACAUAUUUAUCGGGUUGGUUGGUGUUGUGAUUUGGAACGAGGCAAACGAAAUCGAGCUGUCUAGCGAUGGAGAGAUCACGUUGAAGAAUUUCCUGCACUACCGCAAGAAGACGCUCUCCAAGGAUCAUCCCAACGACAACGCGCAGUUGUUCACGAAAGAACACUUCGAUGGUGGAGUCGUCGGAAAAGCUCUGAAGGGACCGAUCUGCACGUAUGAGUUCAGUGGUGGUGUGGAGAUGUACCACAGUGAAAUAAUAGGAGUUCAAGCAACAACAGUGGCCCACGAGAUGGGUCAUAAUUUUGGAAUGGAACACGAUACGCCGGAUUGCAAAUGUCCGGAGGAUCGUUGCAUUAUGUCAGCCUCGAGUUCAUCAACUGCGCCGCGACACUGGAGCAGUUGUAGUAUCGACCAGCUUAAUUUGGCGUUUCAUCAUGGUAUGAACUAUUGUUUGAAGAAUAAACCAACCCAGCUGUUCGAUUCUCCAGUGUGCGGGAAUGGUUUCGUCGAGCCGGGGGAGCAGUGUGACUGUGGAUUGCCAGAUUUCUGCGAUAACUCUUGUUGCAAUCCUCGAACGUGUAUGUUGCAUUCGAAUGCUUCGUGCGCAACCGGGGAAUGUUGUGAUUUGAUUACCUGCAAGCCAAAGAUUGGUGGAACGGUGUGUCGAGAAGCAGAAGGCGAGUGCGACCUACCGGAGUAUUGUUCCGGAGAAUCGGAGUACUGUCCUAACGAUGUGUUCAAGAGGGAUACGGAAGUGUGCGACGAUGGAAAGGCAUUUUGCUACAAGGGCUCUUGCAGGUCACAAAACGAUCAAUGUCGUCUGCUUUGGGGACCAACCGGGAAAUCGUCGGAUCAAUGUUACAAGAAAAAUGAAGAAGGGUCUCGCCAUGGGAACUGUGGUUAUAAUCGUAUCAAGAACGAAUACGUUAAAUGUGACGAUGGAGAUGUUUUCUGCGGAAUGCUGCACUGUAGACAUUUGAACGAGCGACUGGAGUUCGGCAUGGAAUCGGUGGCUAUUUUGUCGCACAGUUUCAUCACAUUCAAUGGUAGCGUGAUUCCAUGUCGAUCGGCAAUCGUUGAUCUGGGACUGCAGAAGGUUGAUCCGGGACUAGCACCGGAUGGGGCCAAAUGCGGAGAGGGAAAAAUGUGUUUGAAUCAGGUUUGUAUGGCGGUCGAGAGUCUUCGAGCCAAAGGAAGCGGCGUCGAAUGCCCGGAAAAUUGCAACGGAAAUGGAAUCUGCAACAGCGAAGGUCACUGCCACUGCAACAAAGGGUUUGCUCCGCCGCUAUGUAACAGUCCUGGUAAUGGAGGCUCUGAAGACAGUGGACCCGCUUCGGAUCCCAAUGCGGGAAGCGGAUUUACACGAUUCCUGUAUAUUUUCUUCCUAGGAGUCAUACCAUUUUGCUCCAGUGUCGCAUUCAUUGUGUACUACAUCAAACAACACCACGGACUCACCAAGCGCAAACCUCCAAAUGUGAUGAACAACAUGAACGACAUGAAGACGGAUUCCUCACGAAGCACAGGCUCAACACAUACGAUGGUACCAUCAUCACCGAACUCCCCGGAUGAUAUGAACUCGGCCUUGCUGCGACCGUCUACGGAGUCGUCCGACAUUAUCAGUAACAACAACAUGUUCGGUAAAUUCAAAGGAUUCACUCUGCAACCCUUGCCUAAACAUGGCGCUAGUCUCAAAUCACCCAACGUAGCUUUUGUCCAUCCGAUAUCCAAAUAUAGCGAAGACACUAGUAGUACCGUCCCAAGUCGCCCAGCUCCUCCUGCUCCUAAGCUUAAGCCUGCGGUACCGCCACAUGGCACUCAGAUCGGUAAUAAUACCAACAAUAAACCGGCAGGUAUCCACCAGAUCAAUGGUUACAAACUUGCAAACCACGAGCAUCAAAUGGAAAAUGCCCCGGCAUUACCUCCAUUGAAUCCGGGAUCGACCGCCCGACCUAUAAUAUCAAGUCCCAUACUAGAAUCGUCAACGUGUACUUCACGGGAGAUUAGUUCUCCUCUAAAGCACCAAAAUACUGGUAACGGAACUGUCCCUAUACGACCGGCUCCAGUUCUUCCAAUUCACGCGAUUUCUGCAGGUUCCGAUGAUAGCAUGACUCCGGAAAUUCUUAUCAAUCCGACUAGUAAAGAUAAGAAACAACGAGAAGGCAAACUAAAUCGCAUAACUUCUUAUCUGAAGAAAGACGAAAAACCUCCGAAACCUGAACCCAAAAACAUCAAAAUAGCGGACAAGGAAAAGCUUAAAAACCUGGAGAUUUCCGCUCCAAUUCCGAUCGCUUCUGAUCUAGCCAAAAGUAUGCCAAAAUUGAACGAAACAAACACGAUUGGACGCACCGCCACAAGUGUUCAGCGGGCUAAAAGUAUGCGUGAUCCAGAAAUGGCUGAAAAACGAUCGCCCGGCGAUGGUCAAGCUUCGGAAUCACCACGAAAACCUACAACUCUAAAACGGCCUCAAAGCAUGGUUGGCUCACGACCCACAAUGCCACCCCCAAGACCACCCAUUCCGAUAGCUCCUUCAAUUGUCGCUCUCAAACACUCCGAGGGCUAUCACAGUCCUCCACCGCCGAAAUCUGUCAGAAUAGUGACACCCGAUGACCUGACCUACGACGAUUGCAUUGACACGGACUCACAACCGAAUUCGAUCGACACAAUCGGUUCAAUGCUUCAGGACAACAUCUACUCAGUGAUAGAUGAGUCCCCUUCUCCACCGAGUAUCCUGUCGCCUCCAACAACUCUUUCAUCCGAAAGUUCCGACAGCAUGGGACUCCUCGGGGAGAUUGUGAACGAAAUCCAAAGUCGUGGUAGUGAUUCGGUAUAUAUUGCAUCCACACUUAAAAAGGAGGGGGGCCUUCAGAGUGGUCGAGCACCGCAUGCUGAGGAAGAAGAAGAUGAACCAACUUAUGUCAAUACCUCAGAAAUUUUGGACGAUGAUGAUCUAGCAGGGGCUACUGGAGACGAAGAAGAGCCUUAUCCAUCGGCUCUUAAGUCUAGCUUAAGUUCCGCAAGCAGUGGAUAUGUAAGGCCGUCCACAAUCAACACUCCAAUUGCUCGGGUUGCUCCCACGAAACCGGAAAGUGUAUCAACUAAUUUAAGUAGCUUUAAGAAUGGUGGCGACCCGCUAAGUACGCUCAAGUUCGAAGGACCGGUCGAAUCGAAAGCCAAACCAGCGGCAGCAUCGUACAAGCCUUAUCACAGUACGGUGACAAAUACCCGGCCUGGUUCCGUCGUAGCGGCCACCAAGGCCAAAAUAAGUCAGGAAAAACUAACCAAUGGAGGUGAGAAACCGCCGGCUAGCAAACUUACUCGGAACCCAACUCCGCCAAAUCUAACAACAACUGCCGGCAAGAAACCUCUUAAUACUACCGUCCGGACGCGGAGUCCUUCACCAAAGGGUCGUAUCACUCCGAACGGAACCGUCCCCGGUAGCGGGACUAAAGCCGCUACCGCCCCGAAACCAAAAACGGCUGCUAAACCGGAAAGCGCCAUCAAGCCGAAGGUUUCAUCGAAUAGUAAAAUACUAACGGCCGCGGCACGACCAACUCCGGGUCGUGUGUCCAAUGUGGCCUCGCUUCAGCAAAAGUUCGAAGCGAAGAAGUAGUUGAAGUGGCGAUGGUUGAAUGAACAGAUGCUCCGUACUAUCUUUUAUUGUAAAUUUCUUCCUAGAAACACUGUUAUAGUAUUUCUCGAACGAAUCGUUCAUAUUAUGUUAAUAUGGACUCUAAUUGCUGAGCUGUGUACAUGAAAAUGGCUUUCUCUAGGAAAAUUCUAUCAGCUUAUUAUGAAUGCAUUGAUGAAACAUCAAUAAGGUUCUAAUAAUUGGAAAAUAUGAAAACACGUAUAACGACAGCCAACUCCAAUCUAUAAAUAUAGAAAUUAAAACUACA